CUUUGCAUAGCGAAUUAUAACCCUGCGGUGCCUCGGUGCCUCUCGGUGCGCGACCGCAUCAUGAAAAAUGUUAUUGGAAAAAGUUGGCGUGACGCCGCUACGUUGAUAGUGCUCACGAAGCGUAGUAAGCAGUCGCUGUCGCGCGGCGGUGUUAAUUACGAAAUUCUGUUGCAGACUCGGACGGGUCGCGGUGCGUUUCCAAACAGCGUGGUGUUCCCCGGCGGAGUUACCGAAGACGCUGACGAAGACGAUCGCUGGCUACAGCUGUUCAGUUUGUUUGGUUACACGAACAGAGAUUUAGAGUCUCUACAUCACGCUAAUGGUCCUAUCACUUCAAUUUUACAAAAGAAUCCCAUUCGAAGGCACAUAUCAUUAAGAAUUACAGCCAUCAGGGAAACUUUUGAAGAGUUAGGAAUUCUGCUAUGCAGUCAGCAGCACAAGAAGCAAAAGGACGGCUUAAGGGCGGAUUUCAUAUCUAAUAUUGAUGUUAAAACUUGGCAGGACAGAGUAAGCAAGAAUCCAGAAAGCCUUUGGAACCUGUGUGAAGAUUAUAAGUGCUAUCCAGACAUAUGGUCACUACAUUACUGGAGCAAUUGGUUAACUCCAGCCACUUUACCGAAGAGAUUCAACACAGCCUUCUUUGUGACAGCGUUAGAGGAAAAGCCUGAGUUAAAAAAUUACUCUACAGAAGUUGCCUUUGUUAAGUGGUCAGACCCAACUGAGAUACUCAACAGCAGUGACGUGAAGUUAUACCCACCUCAAUCAUACGAACUGACACGGUUGUCUCACGUGAAGGACCUGGAUGAACUGAUUGAAUUUGCCAAGAGCAACAGUUGUUAUGGUCACGAACUUGUCUUUCCUGUGUACGUAAAAGUAGCCGAUGGAAUUCUGCAAAUAUUACCUGGUGACGACCUGUAUCCCUCAGAUGUAAACGACAAUAAUAAUAAUAAUAAAUAUAUAGACAAGACGAUUUUAGAAUUAAGAGAAAACUGUAAAACUAUCCACAGAGCGGAAUACCCAAAAUCGAAAGAUAUCAAACCAGUGUUUGUAAUUAGGAAUUACAAACCAUACAACCAUAUCGACAUGGGUGAUCGUAAAAUUACAUUACAAAAAAAUUAAAUAAUUUUGC
This is a messenger RNA of Bombyx mandarina (wild silkworm), 1129 nucleotides long. Its product is annotated as acyl-coenzyme A diphosphatase NUDT19. NCBI's taxonomy places the organism in Eukaryota, Metazoa, Arthropoda, Insecta, Lepidoptera, Bombycidae. Gene Ontology annotation, molecular function: hydrolase activity, acting on acid anhydrides, in phosphorus-containing anhydrides. The record is from RefSeq and is a predicted model, not a curated record. Gene Ontology annotation, cellular component: mitochondrion.